Molecule: messenger RNA, 2914 nt
Organism: Brachypodium distachyon (stiff brome)
Lineage: Eukaryota; Viridiplantae; Streptophyta; Magnoliopsida; Poales; Poaceae
Product: EIN3-binding F-box protein 1
Exons: 2
Coding region: 196-2124 (642 amino acids)
Biological process (GO): SCF-dependent proteasomal ubiquitin-dependent protein catabolic process
Cellular component (GO): SCF ubiquitin ligase complex
Molecular function (GO): protein binding
Source: RefSeq, a predicted model, not a curated record
CCACCAUCCACAUAAGAAGAACCAGCACCCGCUCCUCCUUCCCAACCCACCAUCACAAGCCACCCCAAUUUCCCCUUUCCCCUCCCCCCGCUCCUCCCUCCGCCAUUUUUUCCCCUGUGAUAGGGGUUUCACAUCGCCGGAUUUGCUGCUGUUCGUUACUUCGCUGUUCGUUGUUCGUUCUCGUCGUCGAUCGACAUGCCUCCGUUCCAUGACUACCGAGAUGGUGGGCUGCUUGUCCUGGAGCCGGCGGCGGCCUCUCUGUUCGACGGCGUGCGGCAGCGGAAGCGCGCGCGCGUCACGGCCGUGCCCCCCUGCGUCUACGCCGCGGUGGCGGCGGCGGCGGCGGCGGCUAAGAAGCAGAAGCUGAGGGAGACGCCGUCCCUGGACGCGCUCCCGGACGAGUGCCUCUUCGAGAUCCUGCGCCGCGUGCAGGGCGCCCGCGCCCGGGGCGCGUCCGCGUGCGUGUCCCGCCGGUGGCUCGCGCUCCUCGGCGGCAUCCGCGCGUCGGAGAUCAAGCGGGCCGAGGCCCCGGCCGUGCCGGACCUCAACCAGGUGUUCGUCGGCGAGGACGAGGACGAGGCCGCUCUUUCGCCGCGCCCGGGCUGCUCCGAGAGGAGCCUCGAGGGCGAGGGCGCCACGGAUGUCGCUCUCACUGCGGCGGCCGUUGCCAACUCCCACCUGAAGAGCGUUGUUAUCCGGGGAAGCCACCCGACACGCGGCGUCACCGACAGCGGUCUCUCUGCGGUUGCCCGUGGGAGCCCGUCGCUCCGUUCGCUUGCCCUGUGGGAUGUGCCGCAGGUCACGGAUGCGGGGCUUGCUGAGAUCGCCGCCGGGUGCCCCUCGCUGGAGAAGCUCGACAUCACUGGCUGCCCGCUGAUCACCGACAAGGGCCUCGCCGCAGUUGCUCAGGGUUGCCCGGAGUUGAAGACACUGACCAUUGAGGCUUGCUCUGGCGUUGCCAAUGAAGGCCUCAGGGCUAUUGGCCGGUGCUGCCCGAAGCUGCAGGCAGUAAACAUCAAGAAUUGUGCACAUGUUGGUGACCAGGGUGUAUCCGGCCUCAUCUGUUCUUCGACGGCCUCGCUUGCCAAGGUCUGUCUCCAGGGUUUGAGCAUUACUGAUGCUUCACUUGCUGUGAUCGGAUACUACGGAAAGGCGAUCACAAACCUCAAUCUUGCUCGCCUCCCUAUGGUUGGUGAGAGGGGUUUUUGGGUGAUGGCAAAUGCUCUUGGCCUUCAGAAGCUCAGAUGUAUGAGUGUCACCUCCUGCCCAGGAGUCACUGAGCUGGCACUUGUUUCUAUUGCCAAGUUCUGCCCGAGCUUGAGGCAGCUCUACCUCAGGAAGUGCAGCCAGCUCUCAGAUGGUCUUCUCAAGGAUUUCGCAGAAUCAGCCAAGGUUUUGGAGAAUUUGCAGAUUGAGGAAUGCAACAGGGUUACUCUCAUGGGCAUCCUUGCUUUCCUCCUGAACUGCAGCCCAAAGUUUAAGGCUCUCUCUUUGGUCAAGUGCAUUGGUAUCAAGGAUAUCUGCUCUGCACCGGCACAGCUUCCUGUUUGCAAGUCACUUCGUUCCCUUACCAUCAAAGAUUGCCCGGGCUUCACCGAUGCGAGCUUGGCCGUGGUUGGCAUGAUCUGCCCUCAUUUGGAGAAUGUUGACUUGAGCGGUCUUGCUGCAGUCACAGACAAUGGCCUCCUUCCGUUGAUCAAGAGUUCUGAAAGUGGGCUGAUCCAUGUUGACCUGAAUGGUUGCGAGAAUCUCACGGAUGCAUCUAUUUCUGCCCUGGUUAAGGCACAUGGUAAUUCUCUUACACAUCUGAGUCUUGAGGGCUGCAGUAAGAUAAGUGACGCAAGUCUGUUUGCCAUCUCUGAGAGUUGCUGUGAGCUUGCCGAGCUUGAUCUUUCAAACUGCAUGGUCAGCGACUAUGGUGUUGCAGUCUUGGCAUCGGCAGGGCAGCUCAAACUUCGUGUCCUCUCACUGUCGGGCUGCUUCAAGGUUACACAGAAGAGCGUUCCUUUCUUGGGCAGCAUGCCUGUGUCGUUGGAGGGCCUUAACCUUCAGUUCAACUUCAUUGGCAAUCACAACAUUGCAUCGUUGGAGAAGCAGCUCUGGUGGUGCGACAUCCUUGCUUAAGAGGAACAAGAAGGCAGGAUUAGUUGCUGGGUCAUCCAUCUCCAGAUGCAUAUAUACAACCAUAGGUAGUACUCGAGUCAAGCUUCGUAGCGGAGUCAGUUCGUCGGUUCCCGUUUGAGUCAUGGUGGGCUUCCUUUGUCUUAGGGUCGGUUGUUUUCCAGGGGACAUUUUAGCCAGGCGCUCGUUUUUUGCAGGCCUCCUCGUGAGAGGAUGUCUGUUCCUUGAGCCUUUGGCUGCCAUUAGUGUGGCACCCAGUCCCUCCACCCCAACCUAUGCCCUUGUGAUUACAGUCCCUACACCAUGCUUUUUUUCCUCCUCAAGUUCUGUCUGGGAGCUCAAAUAUUGUCAGUGUCUUCUUUUCCAGUACUUCUGGUUCCAUAGUUGUGGACAUCAAUACUGCUGGGUUCAUAGCAAGUUCUGUUUGGCAGCGUCCUUCCUUCAUAAUAGAUGCUUUGCUCUGGUUCUUGUAUGUCCAGCUGCCCGCGUCUCUUCCGGUGUGUAUGGCUGUUCCAGUUCCAUUCUCUUUCGGUCUGCGGCACUGCCUGUAGUCUUUGUGCGUGCGCGCGCACGUGUGUUGUGUCGUCGCCGGUGGAUGGUUGCUUUAUGCAGUAUCUGUAGCGGUUGCCUGAUAUCCUUGGGGAUCUGGCCUUGGCAAGAGUCUCAGAGGCCCUUGCCUUCUGUGGUUGUAUUUCUUCUCCAGAUCCCUGUUUUUUUCAGGCAACCAUGUAUGUGAUCGAGCGCUGUAAUCUUUGCAACCUUCCAGAAUAAAAUAACAUGUGUUUGCUUCCAA